Cloeon dipterum is the source of this 2410-nucleotide messenger RNA. RefSeq lists its product as uncharacterized. NCBI's taxonomy places the organism in Eukaryota, Metazoa, Arthropoda, Insecta, Ephemeroptera, Baetidae. Gene Ontology annotation, cellular component: nucleus. The transcript has 6 exons. The coding region runs from base 313 to 2388 and encodes 691 amino acids. Gene Ontology annotation, molecular function: DNA binding. The record is from RefSeq and is a predicted model, not a curated record.
AACAACGCUGCAAAAUUAUUCCCCCUCUUAGCUUCGCGCCGUUCAUUCCCGGGCGCAAGCGCACUGCGCACAAAUUGUUAGCCCUGACUGGUAUCUGAACUUGCUCACAACUGUGCGUCGACCAUAUUUGUUGUUCUUAGAAGAGCACUCUUCAGAACUUUAUGCUGUGUUUUCUUUAUUUCUGACAUUUUUGUAUUUCUCUGACGUUGGCUGAAAGAAUACUGGACAAGUUCGGGUGUCAAACUGAAAAGCUAGAGGGCAAUAGGCGGAAACCGGACCUAACUGUGACAUCUAGCAGUUAAGGAUCUCAACAUGUCUUCCGAUACUAAUAUUCGAGUAUCACCAAAGGCCAAAGUGUCCCCUGCACCAUCAAGUUCAAAUAAACAACUGAAGGACAUGAUCAAAAUCUACCCAGUUAAAAUGAUCAAGAACCUCAAUACUAGUGAUGCUGUUGGCACUACCACCGUCACUAGUGCCGUCACUCCUACUGUCCCUGACCCUGGUCGUGCUGACUCCACUGCGGAUUUUUCUACGAUUGCAUCCCCAGCUGGUGCCAGUGCUGAUGGGGCAUCCAGUGUGGCAGCUGACAAACAGAAGCCUGAAACUGCAGCUCCUGCUGCAACUCCUGUGCUUGAUAAAGACGAACUGAGGAAGCUGAUUUCGGAAUCGCUUGGAUCUCAACUUGGAAACCUGAUUAACACUAUCACCAAUUCUGUGGAGGCAAAGUUAAUAUCAAAACCAAUCGCAUCUGUAAAGAAGCAGGUGCCCCGUAAAAAGAGGAAAUUAAGUACAGAAAAUAGUGCAGAAGAGAAGCCAGAGAAAAUUCCCAGCAAACCAUUGACAGCAAGGCAUGUGAAAGAGCCAGAGGUUGCCCCAAAGCCAUCAACCUCCUACUACACUAUGGGCUCUAACAAGAAGAAUACAUCAAAUGGCCAAAGCAGCGUCUUUGUUCAUUCCAACACAAAGCGAAUGGAGUACCCUCCCAAUGAAUACUCCAUCGAAGAUGUGCACAAAGCAGUUGUGGCGAUUUUCAACAAUGAGUACACGCAGAACGCCGCGGCCAAGUUGUACAAUGUGCCAAGGUCGACUCUGACCAAAAAAUUGAGGAUUGCGCGGGACCUCGGCUACGUGCCAGACGCUGAAACUUUAAACCAGGCCCGUGGUCCAAAGCCUCAGUUCUCAAUCGCAGCUGAAAACUCUUUGAAGGAAUUCAUCUUUAGCAUGUUCGAUCGCAGUUUUUCUGUCCCUGAGAGCUGCAUGCGUGAUUCAAUUGUGGAUAUUGCCGUCGAAUUGGGCGAAGUUGAAGGUUUGAAGAAGCCAAGCGGUGCUUGGCGCCACCGCUUCAUUGGCAGGCACCAAGGGCUCAAAGAAAUUCUUGAUGAAAACAAAAAAGAAAAUUCUGAUGAGGCCAUUCAUGCUUGGUACACAAAUCUUUGGAACCGUCUGCAAGGGAUGGGCAUCGAAUCCCUGCUAGCCCAACCUGAACGCGUGUUCACCAUAGAAGAAAUCGCCUUGCCAAUUACAGAGAAAAAGAUUUACCGCAGAAACGAGUGCAAAUGGUACUAUUGCACAGACAAACAAGCUGUUCGACAUGCGUGCAUUUGCUUCAACGCUGCUGGUAAAAUGACUCCUCCGUUCAUCACCUUCCCUGAACGCAACAAGGGGUUCCGUGGUGCUCAAGGGGUGUGGACCACAGUGGCUCCCAUUGGCUGGUUCAGUGCCGACACUAAAUUUGACCAUAUUCAGCAGCUGAGGAAGUACUUGGUUGACAUGAAACUGCUGAACCCACAUGACAACCAUCAGAAGGUUCUCCUCUUCCUGGAUGGACAAGCCAGUUCUAUCACUUACAAAUACUUCAAGUUUUGUGAGGAUGCAGGGAUCAUCUUGUGGAGUCUACUGCCAAAAUACAAAACAAUCAAACUGCCUGCUGAUCGUGUUGUCGAGGUCAUCCGGAAUGAAUGGCCACAAGUGUUGAAUCGACACUACCUUGACCCUAACAACCUGUCCUCUUUGCAAUUUUCAAACGUGUGCAAGGAAGCGUUAGAAAAGCUGACCAGGUCUCCUGCAGUGAUGAAAACAUCAUUCAAAGAAUGUGGGAUCGUGCCUUUUAGCUUAGAUGAGGCUGCAGCCACCCAGAAAAUUCCGUGUACUUUGGCUGACCUGGCAUUAGAAAUAGAAGUUGAUGAGCAGCUAAACCAAGUCCGUCAAGUUGACGAACAAGCACUUGUCGGAGGAUUCAACUUCUUCUGUUCAUUCGUGCCUGCUAAAAAGUUGAAAGAGUUUGAGAGUGGGAAGGGAACAGGAAAGCUGUACAAGAUUUGGAAAGAUUGGAGCAAAAUGGUCAACGAUCAUGUUUCUGGCCUUGGAGUAGCUUUGCAUGAUGAAUAAAUUGUAUUGGUAACUCCCUGGA